UCCUGCAGCCGCAUUCGUCGGCACCAAAGAGUGGACGUUCCUCUCCAACUCGGCGACUGUCCUAUGUAGAAAGGGCAAUCAGCUCCAUUUACUGUAUGUGGACUGCUCAUGUGGUGGAUUAGGGUCCAGCUAUCCAAGCCCAGCCAGAGGGUCCUUGUAGCUGUAUUCCUUGUGAUUGCCAAUUUCUUCAUUGCUGACGUUGCUGGUCAAACAAUUGCAAAAGACCUUGCUGAAGUAUUUGGAUGGAGAGAUACAGAACCAAGUUCUGCACCUUUGCAAMGUGUGUUUUCUCAUUCUUUAGUUCUUCCUGAAUAUUUCAAAGACAAUGAAACCAGCCGUGAGUUCUCUCUUCUCUUUACACUCAAUUCUAAAGUGGUCAAAAACUUGAACCUCAGUGUGUCAGCGGAGUCUUAUAAUGAUUCUGUGGUGCUAUUCGACCUACUACUGCAAAAUGGACGAGUCACAGUCAGACAUGACGGCAUUSUUCUCCAGGACAUCAAACCGGAAUUUCUUUUUCAAGGCUGGCAAAAAUUUGUUGUGAUAUAUAGAGGCCUAGAACUUUUACUUCAUGACUGUAACACCGUCGUUAGAAUACCAUUUCCUGAAGGAAAAGCGGAGCUGCCGUCAUGGAGAGACCUUAAAGUAGUUACAUCCCCAAACCUUCCGACGAAAGAAGAUAUCAGAGAAAAUGUAUGCGAGAUGACCCUUAUGAUCGGAUCAAAUGGAGUAUCAGAACACUGUGCCAAGACGUACCCAAUAUGCCCUAAAGGACCUGAAAUCAUUGUACCGACCCCUACCUCUGUAUUGCCAACAAACAGAGUCAUAGAUCCCGACUACGCUGUUCAGAUGAAGGGACCGCCAGGAAAUAAGGGACCUAGAGGAGAUCCUGGUCGGAAUGGAGGGCCUGGAAGACCUGGUCACCCGGGCCGCGAUGGCCCAAAGGGCACAAAAGGACUUAAAGGACUGUUUGGAGAAAAGGGUGAGAAAGGAUAUAAAGGAGUUCGCGGUCCCAUCGGCCCACCAGGUGAGAUGGGUACACCUGGUUUAAAAGGAUUCGCUGGUUUUGCUGGUCACCAAGGUCUUCAAGGCAAACGUGGAAAUCGUGGCCUCAUUGGACCUCAGGGUCUUCCUGGAAUGAUGGGUAUUCAAGGAUUACAUGGUAUUGAAGGAAUUCAGGGCGAAUCUGGACAGUUUGGUGAAGAAGGAGCGAUAGGGGAAAAGGGCUUUCCUGGAGAGACAGGCGGCAUGGGUCUUAUUGGUAGUCCCGGAAAACCUGGAGAACAAGGUCGACCCGGCCCGAGAGGYGUUGUCGGCCACGUGGGUGAACGUGGUCCAAGAGGAUCUCCUGGCAUACUUGGCAUCAAAGGAAUUAAAGGAGAAACCGGCAGUAGUGGAUGGACUGGUCAUAAAGGAUCUAAGGGCGAGCCUGGACGUAAAGGCGUAAAGGAGGAGACCGGUGAUAAAGGCAGCAUGGGURCACCAGGACCUCCUGGAGGAAAAGGAAAGAGAGGACCGCGAGGGCCAAGGGGUGUCGAUGGUGACGGUGGUAUUAUGGGUGUUCAAGGUGUUCCGGGUAAAAAGGGUGUUCCWGGACAACCAGGUAUACCAGGCAUGCCUGGGGCAAGUGGUGCCAGAGGUCUUCCCGGYAUUGAAGGAAACGCUGGUCUAGUUGGCAUGAAAGGGCAGGAGGGUGAUACUGGUAGUCCUGGUCAGAAGGGUCCCGAAGGUCUUGAAGGUCGAUUUGGAAAGAAAGGCGAUCCAGGAUAUAAUGGUCUAGAUGGUUUCAAGGGCAGUAUUGGARGWCAAGGAUUGCCUGGAGAACGUGGAAGACUGGGCCCAACAGGUGUGAAGGGAGCCGAAGGUGACCCUGGAAGUCGUGGCCACUAUGGACCGCUUGGUAUCAAUGGUACUCAAGGUCCGCAAGGAGAGCCUGGAGCUAUGGGAGUGCAAGGUAAACCUGGUGAUCAGGGACGUUUGGGUAUAGUUGGAAUUCCAGGUCCAAAAGGCAUCGAGGGGAUUCUUGGCAAGCCUGGAUUAACAGGUGGAGUGGUAUGUACCAUUUCCGUGUAUUGUCAUGGUGCUGAGUACUGAUUCAUUUUUAAUAUUUUUAGGGGYUAAAAGGCAAUAGAGGGAAGCGCGGUGGWG
This is a messenger RNA of Exaiptasia diaphana, 2145 nucleotides long. RefSeq names its product collagen alpha-1(IX) chain. The transcript has 29 exons. NCBI's taxonomy places the organism in Eukaryota, Metazoa, Cnidaria, Anthozoa, Actiniaria, Aiptasiidae. Bases 109 to 2091 code for a protein of 660 amino acids. The record is from RefSeq and is a predicted model, not a curated record.